GAAAAACACUCCGGCCCAGUAGGUGGUGGUAUGGAGUUUAAAAAAACACCACAGAAAUAUUUUGCGACAGCCGUAGUUUGUCACUCGGUAAAAGAUGGCGUCUGGUAGCGGGUCAAGUAAGAAUGACUUUCGUCGCAAGUGGGACAAAGAUGAGUACGAACAACUGGCUCAGAAACGGCUCACUGAGGAGAGGGAGAAGAAAGAUGGCAAACCUGUACCUCCAGUCAAGCGGGAGCUUUUGCGUCACAGAGACUACAAAGUGGACCUUGAGUCCAAACUGGGGAAGACCAUCGUCAUCACUAAGACGACUCCCCAGGCGGAGAUGGGAGGAUACUACUGUAAUGUCUGUGACUGCGUGGUGAAAGACUCGAUCAACUUCCUGGACCACAUCAAUGGCAAGAAACACCAGAGGAACCUGGGCAUGUCGAUGCGGGUGGAGCGCUCCUCGCUGGACCAGGUCAAGAAACGUUUUGAGGUCAACAAGAAGAAGAUGGAGGAGAAGCAGAAGGAGUACGACUUCGAAGAGCGCAUGAAGGAGCUCCGGGAGGAGGAGGAGAAGGCCAAGGCUUACAAGAAGGAGAAGCAGAGGGAGAGGAAGAGGCGGGCAGAGGAGGAUGUGGACUUUGAGGAGGACGAUGAGAUGGCGGCGGUCAUGGGUUUCUCAGGGUUUGGCUCCUCAAAGAAAAGCCACUGAUGGAGCCCGGCAGGACUGUCAGCCGGGGAGCCCGGCGGUAAUGACACACCAAUUCCACCUCCAGGGCAGGAAAGCGGCCUCUGUUUUGUAUCCUGGUCACAGCGGCUGACAUCCCCUGCAGUUCACCAGCCACUUUCUCCAUUUUACCCGUCAACUAGCAUUUUAGACGAGAGUAGGACUCCACAUGAUGGUUGGAAUGUGCCAGAAGGGGCUGGCAGACUAACUCACAGCCACAAUUUCCCAGAAUGUGGCUGAUGCCUGCUGGUUAUUUCCUCCCCUGACAACUUGCUCAUUGCUGAUGCUGGUUGAGAAUGCGAAGCCUCUCAGCUGAUAUCAAGCCCUGAUCCCAUUAACAUCUUGUACAACCUUAGGUUUGUGUUCAUGCAACUCCCACUGCUUUUUCCUUUAGAGAUACAGCAUUCUUCUUUGCGUAGAUUCUUAUUUUCCACAUAUCACACAUGGCUCUUGGUAUCUGAUUACAUUAUAUGGGUGGGGGUGGGGGGUGGGGGGUUCACCAGUAUCGGCACAUCACAGUUCCUGUCCCAUGUCUCAUUCCAUGAGGUUCUUUUGCAUUGUUUUGCCCUCUGCUGGAUCAUGUUUUCAGAUAAAUCCCACCAUUGCAUCUCGCCAUGUGCAGAAACAGCAGAACGGAUCGUCCACAGAUUUCUCUCACAACAUAUAAAAAUAUUAAACGGAUACCUUGACAUUCUGACCUCUAUCCUAUGCUUUUUAGUGUUCCUGCAGCCAGCCAAUUGUUACCAUUCCUUCUUGGAAAAAAUAACACAUAACACCAAUUUGUCAUCUUAUUCAUGGGAAGACUCUUGUUUUGGGGUGUUUAUGUGACGCUGACACAAUAAAGCAGGAGUAGAGCCACUUUUAACACUAAGAAAAAAUAGAGUGGCUGUUGUGAUGAUCAAGAGGCUCUUUGGGAGAACAAAAUGCUGCCCAAACAGACUCUUUGUCAUCCUUCUGGGUCCUAUUUGUUUCAGUGUGUAAUAGCAAUAGCUUACUAUUAAAAGGCUUAUAUAGUUGGUGAACACCAUACGUAGAGACCCUCUGCCCUUCACUGCAAUGCCUAGUGGGGGGAAAGAUGAAACUGCUUAAAUACCAAGCUGUCUUCUCAUGUGAAGGUUGUAAAAGCUUACUCUGCUUCAGAGGGGCUAAAGUCAGGGCUAUCCCACCUGAAAAUGGACAGGGAAGCCUUGGUUAGCCCUGACGUUGGUAUGCUGUUUGCCCUGGGCGAAAUCCAGCCUGAAAUCAGCUGGACUAUGAGGUGACACUGCCCUGUCCUUCAGUUUACUUCUUAAGUUUCUCUUGAAGUCCUCCGUCUUAAGUAUGCAUCUGUCUUUUUGUUUCCUUUUUCAUUUUGAUAUAACACAAAGACAAACCAUUUAAUAAUUUACUGGAGCUUUUACCGGAGGUUUUUGUGUUUGUUUUUAACAAACUGCUUUGGAACUAUUUUUCUUUUAAGGCUCAUUUCCUUUGACACUUAAUGGCCUUGAUUUAUGUAUUUCAGAAAAUUCAGGUGUAGUGUUUCUCUAUGAUUUUUUCCAAAUUCUUUUAACCUGUUCUGAUGUGGAUGUAUUAUGAUGAUAAAUGUCCUCAUUCUCAACAAUGCCCUCUACCCUUGCAUGGGGGAAGCGUCUGGUUUUAUUUGAUUUGAUUAUUUUUCAGCUCGUCUGUCACGGUUCUGUCCUUGCUGGUGGUGGCCUGUGAAAGAAACAGCCACUGAUUGUGUUUCUUAUUUCUUGACUAACAGUCGCAAUAUGGGAUGUACAGUAUCUGUUGAAGAGAACAUUUUUUUUUUUUUUUUUUUUAAUUUGUGAACCCUGUUAGAAUUUUCUUUAUUUCUACAUAAAUAAUGACCAAAAAUGUGAUCAGAUUUUCACACUGAAAGUCCUAAAAGUAGAUAAAGGCAACCAAAUUAAACGACUCAAAAAUGUUCAACUUAUUCAUGUAUUAAUUGGGAAAAUUAAUUUGUGUGGGGCAAAAGUAUGUGAAGCUCUGUGCUAAUGACUUCUCCAAAUGCCAUUGGAGUCUUCAGCUGUUUCAAUUUAGGUGAUGAGACUGGAAGUGUGUGUUGUAGAGGUGUGUCCUGCCUGCAUACACACACUUGGCUUACUGGCAGUUUGGUUGGUGUGAACGUGCCUCCAACACAAAAACUCUCACAGAAACUACUCAAAUUAGAGUAUGUGAGAUACUUUUAAAAACAUCAGUCAUGCAUAAUUCAUGAAAUUAUUAGCCAAUGCUAUAAUAAGUUCAA
Messenger RNA from Myripristis murdjan (pinecone soldierfish), 2957 nucleotides. It is a transcript of the gene zmat2, whose product is annotated as zinc finger, matrin-type 2. Gene Ontology annotation, biological process: mRNA splicing, via spliceosome. Gene Ontology annotation, molecular function: zinc ion binding; nucleic acid binding. Lineage: Eukaryota; Metazoa; Chordata; Actinopteri; Holocentriformes; Holocentridae. The record is from RefSeq and is a predicted model, not a curated record. Gene Ontology annotation, cellular component: U4/U6 x U5 tri-snRNP complex; spliceosomal complex. The coding region runs from base 95 to 694 and encodes 199 amino acids. The transcript is spliced from 6 exons.